This is a messenger RNA of Syngnathoides biaculeatus (alligator pipefish), 1137 nucleotides long. It is a transcript of the gene gjd4, whose product is annotated as gap junction protein delta 4. Bases 1 to 1137 code for a protein of 378 amino acids. The record is from RefSeq and is a predicted model, not a curated record. Lineage: Eukaryota; Metazoa; Chordata; Actinopteri; Syngnathiformes; Syngnathidae. Gene Ontology annotation, cellular component: connexin complex. Gene Ontology annotation, biological process: cell communication. The transcript has 3 exons.
AUGGCGGGAUCCAGUACAUCGGAAAUCAUCUUUAUCUCCAUAAGUCACAGCAUCACCUUAAUAGGAAAAGUGUGGUUCAUCGUGAUGAUCUUUCUGCGCGUCCUCAUCCUCAUCCUUGCUGGUUACCCUCUCUACCAGGAUGAACAGGAACGAUUUGUAUGCAACACCAUUCAACCAGGCUGUGCCAACGUGUGCUAUGACAUGUUUUCUCCGAUAUCCCUUUUCCGCUUCUGGCUGGUACAACUCAUCACCUUAAGUCUGCCGUACAUCAUCUUUACAAUCUAUGUGAUCCAUAAGGUGUCAAAUGGCCUCACCGUAGCCGUGAGCUCCACGGGUCCAGGUGAAACUGUUCAGCUGUGUAAGAUGCAGCAAGAGCUGCUCAUCAAGACAGCUGGAAAAAGGAAGUCCUCGAGAAUGGAGAGGGGGUCGGUCCGAUACUUCACAGGUGCAUACAUACUUCAAUUGAUGUUACGGACAUUUCUGGAGGCUGGAUUUGGAGCUGCUCACUACUACAUGUUUGGGUUCUACAUCCCCAGGAGGUUUCUGUGUCAGCAUCCUCCAUGCACCACCCAGGUGGACUGCUACAUCUCCAGACCCACUGAGAAGACUGUGAUGCUCAACUUUAUGCUUGGUGUGGCGGCCCUAUCUCUCUUCCUAAAUGCUCUGGAUUUUGUUUGUGCUAUCAAGCGCUCCGUAAGGCUGAAGAGGAGGAGAAAAGUCUUGGAGAUUGUUUAUGAGGAGGAGCACAAUUUCCUGGGGACCUCGAAUUCAAAUUCUUCCUUGAGUCGUCAAACUCGGGAAAUAAAUUCUGAACCUCUGAGCUGCAACACCAAUGGAAACAAUGGCUACUCUGCUUCCCUCGAAGAGGCUCUUCAGAGGGAAGGUGACGGGCGGGCUCUCUGUCCCUUAGAGCCGACGGGGACUCCCAAAGCCAUUUGUGUUAACAAACGCAGCAGGCUCAAACCACCACCACCACCCAGGCGGGACCUUGGGGUGUUACCACGACCCAGCAGAGAUGAACCCACAGCAACAGGAGCCUGUGCAAAGAGGAUUGGUCAGUACACUUUGGUGGAGCUGGGCAGUGGUGCAGAACUAUCUAAUGAUGAAGGUCAGGAGAAAAGAUCCGAGUGGGUGUGA